GGGGCGCGCAGGGGCGCGGCGUUCGGGCUCCGGGCGUUCAGAGCUGCGGGAGCCGAGACGGGAAAGCGGGAUGGCGACGGCAGCGAGCGAGGCGCGCCGGGUGCUGGUGUACGGCGGCAGGGGCGCGCUGGGCUCCCGUUGCGUGCAGGCGUUCCGGGCCCGCAACUGGUGGGUGGCCAGCAUCGACGUGGUGGAGAACGAAGAGGCCAGUGCCAGCGUCGUCGUGCGAAUGACAGACUCGUUCACUGAGCAGGCUGACCAGGUGACUGCUGAGGUUGGAAAACUCUUGGGCGAAGAGAAGGUGGACGCAAUCCUUUGUGUGGCUGGAGGAUGGGCUGGGGGCAAUGCCAAGUCCAAGUCUCUCUUUAAAAACUGUGACCUGAUGUGGAAGCAGAGCAUGUGGACAUCGACCAUCUCCAGCCACCUGGCCACCAAGCACCUCAAGGAAGGAGGCCUCCUGACGUUGGCUGGGGCCAAGGCCGCCCUGGAUGGGACCCCAGGGAUGAUCGGCUACGGCAUGGCCAAGGGCGCCGUCCAUCAGCUCUGCCAGAGCCUUGCGGGCAAGAACAGCGGCAUGCCGCCCGGCUCCGCGGCCAUCGCGGUGCUCCCGGUUACCCUGGACACCCCUUUGAACAGGAAGUCGAUGCCCGAGGCCGACUUCAGCUCCUGGACGCCCUUGGAGUUCCUCGUCGAAACCUUCCACGACUGGAUCACAGAGAAAAACCGGCCCAGCUCGGGGAGCCUCAUCCAGGUGGUAACGACGGAGGGGAAGACGGAGCUCACGCCAGCGUAUUUCUAAGCCCCUUCCGGUGCCUGUGAGGGGCUGCCGAGGAGGCAGUGAGUCUCGGGGCGGCCGCGUCUCCGCCCGUGUUUUUGGUCGUCCUGACUGCGGCUUGAGAUACCGAGACCUAUUUUUCUCUCACCUAAUGUGCAUUUGCUCCCCUAAAACAGUGUUAAAUGUUCAUGUGAAAUAAAAAGCGUGUGGGAGGAGGC
This is a messenger RNA of Pteronotus mesoamericanus, 993 nucleotides long. It is a transcript of the gene QDPR, whose product is annotated as quinoid dihydropteridine reductase. Lineage: Eukaryota; Metazoa; Chordata; Mammalia; Chiroptera; Mormoopidae. The transcript has 7 exons. Bases 71 to 799 code for a protein of 242 amino acids. Gene Ontology annotation, biological process: L-phenylalanine catabolic process; tetrahydrobiopterin biosynthetic process. Gene Ontology annotation, cellular component: cytoplasm. Gene Ontology annotation, molecular function: NADH binding; NADPH binding; 6,7-dihydropteridine reductase activity. The record is from RefSeq and is a predicted model, not a curated record.